CGUUUCUUUUGGCAAUCAAUGAUUGAUAUUACGAUACAAAUGAAAAUAGCUUAGUUAUAUGUCUGUUUUUAAUUUUACAACUUAAUUAUAUUUCUUGAGGAAAUUGAAACAUUAUUAAAAUAUUAGAUUAUACGAAGAAUAUCACUACUAUGUCGUACUGAGUGUGGUAACCUGGACCACUGAUUACAUCCAAGAUGGCUGAAGUGGAUCCAGAGACUUUGUUAGAAUGGCUGCUGACUGGCCAGGGUGAUGAGCGUGACAUGCAGCUCAUUGCCCUAGAACAGCUCUGUAUGUUGCUGUUAAUGUCAGAUAAUGUUGAUAGAUGCUUUGAAAGUUGUCCUCCAAGAACAUUUCUACCAGCCCUCUGCAAAAUAUUCUUAGAUGAGUGUGCACCCGAUAAUGUUUUAGAGGUUACAGCCAGGGCUAUUACAUAUUACUUGGAUGUUUCUGCGGAGUGCACAAGACGAAUUGUAGCUAUUGAGGGUGCCGUAAAGGCUAUUUGCAGCAGAUUGCUUACAGUAGAUCCCAAUAAUCGAACCAGUAAGGAUUUAGCUGAACAAUGUAUUAAAGUCUUAGAGUUAGUUUGCACUCGUGAAGCUGGAGCUGUAUGGGAAGGUGGUGGUCUCCCUGCUGUCCUACACUUCAUCACACAUCAUGGUACAUCUGUGCAUAAAGACACUCUUCACUCGGCUAUGGCUGUUGUAUCCAGGGUUUGUGGUAAAAUGGAGCCUGGCGAUGCACGCGUUGGAGACGCUGUAUCAUCACUGUCAGCGUUGUUACGGCACAGUGACGCGCGUGUUGCCGACGCUGCUCUGCGCUGCUUCGCGUCCCUCGCAGACCGUUUCGCUCGUGCUCAUGCCGAUCCUGCUCCACUGGCCGAACAUGGUCUAAUUGAAGAACUGGUACGAAGAUUAGGCAGUACAGAAAGUGGUGAUGAUAAAUGUCUGGCUCCUUCAGUGUCUACCACAGUCAGCCUUCUCUCUACACUAUGCCGUGGCUCUGCACAGAUUACACAUGAUUUAGUGCGUCUGGAAUUGUGCUCAGCGAUUGAAGCAGCAGUGCAAGCUGAUGAGCGCUGGUGUCUGGAGUGCAUGCGGCUUGUGGACUUGUUACUAGUUCUACUAUGUGAAGGUCGGCACGCUAUACAGACAGGAUCCUCUCGUGGCGGUGCUUCUGCUGCGGUUUCGGGCACAAGCAGCGGCGUUAGUGGCGAGGGUACCAGUGGCGCUGUGGCCGGAGCGGGUACUGGUGGUAGCUCACGCGCCGAUAAGUCUCAUCGGCAAUUGAUUGACUGCAUCCGUGGCAAAGAUACUGAUGCCCUCCUCGCUGCCGUGUCCAGCGGAGCUGUGGAUGUUAAUUUUACUGAUGAUGUCGGCCAAACACUACUCAAUUGGGCAGCUGCUUUCGGCACUCGUGAGAUGGUGGAAUUUCUUUGUGAAAAAGGUGCGGAUGUCAAUCGAGGUCAACGUAGUUCGUCUUUACACUAUGCUGCUUGUUUCGGUCGGCCGGCUAUUGCAAAGGUGCUUCUCAGAUAUGGGGCCAAUGCAGAUCUUCGAGACGAAGACGGGAAAACUCCAUUAGAUAAAGCAAGGGAACGUCAUGAUCAAGGACAUAGAGAAGUAGCUGCUAUAUUACAAUGCCCUGGAGAGUGGCUUGUUGUGGGAAAUCAUGAUUCACCGACUUCCUCAAAUGAGGAAGAUUUUCCAGAAACGGGAGACAAAGAAAUGGCAGCAAUUUAUCUUGAGCGGCUGGUGCCCGUGUUCUGCGCGCGGUACCUGGGCGCGGGCGGCGGCGGCGUGCGGCGCGCGUGCCUGUCGCUGGUGCGCAAGAUGGUGCACUACGCGCCCGCGCGCCUGCUGCGGCGGCUGUCGCUGGCGCCGCUCGCCGCCACCCUGCCGCCGCCCGCGCACCUCCCGCAGCGACACCCCCACACCGCCGCGCUCCUCACGCAGCUCCUCGCAGCCGUACUCGACAACGCGGACGAUGAUGAUGGACAUCUGACAGUUCUGGGUAUCGCAGAGGAACUUAUGGUGAAGGCUGCAGAUAUAUAUUUGGAACAGUUUGCACGCCUUGGCGUCUUCAGCAAAGUGGAGGCGUUGGCCGCAGCACCUGCAACGCAGCUGUUAACUGAUGGUGAAACUACUGUGCCUGCAGACGGCGGCGAGGACGCGAUGGUAGUGAGCGCGGGCGCGGCGUACUGGUGGGGCGAGUGGUCGCUGUGCCGCGGCCGGGACGCGCUCUACGUGUGGAGCGACGCCGCCGCGCUCGAGCUCAGCACCGGCAGCAACGGCUGGUUCCGCUUCCUGCUCGACGGCAAGCUCGCCACCAUGUACUCCAGCGGCAGUCCCGAGCACCAGACCGACAACACCGAGAAUCGAGGAGAAUUCAUCGAUAAACUCCAAAGGGCGAGGGCAUCCGUAAAGAAUUCUGUCCCACAACCAAUACUUUCAAAACCAGGACAAACGAAACUCAUUUUGGGUAACUGGGCCUUAUCUUGUAAAAAAGAGAAAGAACUUCUUAUACAUAAUACAGAUGGACAACAACAAACAACAAUAUUAAGGGAGGAUUUACCAGGGUUUAUAUUUGAAUCCAAUAGGGGAACAAAACAUUCUUUCACAGCUGAAACAUUUUUAGGUCCAGAGUUAGCCAGCGGUUGGGCGAACCGUAGAUUAGUACCGACUGAUUCCGCCAAUACAAACCAGAGCAGGUCUCGCUUGUCGGCAAAGACCGAAGCACUGAAAGCACAGGUGAUGGAGCGGGCUCGCGCGCUGUACUCGCGGCACCUGGCGCGCGCGGCCACGCGCCAGCCUCGCGCGCCCGUCGCGCGCCUCCGAGUGCUGCUCGCGCGCAUGCAGCGCCUCGCCGCGCAGCCCACCAAAGGCUGGCAAGAAGAAUUGAAUGAAGCUCUGGAUCAACUAGCAGAGUUGUUGUGUGGUGACGAACUCUUGUCGGCUUAUGAGCUGCAAUCGUCUGGAUUGGCCCCAUCAUUGUUACAAGUUUUAUCUCCACAAGCUAAUGACGUGGUUGGUCAGGCGGCGGAACGCGAGCGUAUAGUGCGUGCGUGGCUGUGUCGCGACGAGAUGAGCGCGGGCGCCGCGCUGGCGGCGCGGCUGGUGGCCGUGCUGGAGAGCGUGGAGCGGCUGCCCGUGCUCGCGCCCGCCGGGGACGCGCCGCCGCCGCCCGCCGGCGCCGCCGCGCUUCACCACCUCACCAAGAGGAUCAGGUUACGCGUAGAACGUGCCGCUAGCGAUGACUCCACUGAUGACUCUAUUUCGAAUAAUGGAAACAAUAGCGCCCGUAAUCUUAAAGUGGAGGCCUUGACGACCGUCCGACAACUGGAGAGGUUCCUUGCAAAGUCUGUAGCAUGCCAGUGGUACGACAUGGAUAGAUCUACUUUUAAUUUCGUACAGAAGAUCAAAGCGGAAUCACCUAUUACAUUUAAUUAUGAUUAUGACUUCGACGAAAACGGGCUCCUUUAUUUCAUAGGUAGUAAUGGUGGUACUUGUGAAUGGGUGAACCCCGGCGCACAUAAUCUAGUUUGUGUUUGGUCAUCCGACGGUCGCCAGUUGCCGUACGGACGUGCUGAAGAUACACUUUCCAGGUCCCCGGAGCCGCUGAACGUGCACACAAAUGACGACCGCCGUGCAUUUAUUGCGGUGGACCUGGGAGUGCAUAUAAUACCAACAGCGUAUACUCUCCGCCACGCGCGUGGAUAUGGACGGUCUGCGCUUAGGAAUUGGCUUUUCCAAAUGUCAAUGGAUGGUGUAUCAUGGACCACUUUAUUGAUUCAUAAUGACGACCAGGUUCUUCAAGAGCCAGGUAGCACAGCUACUUGGCGUUUGCCCGCUGAAUUUGCAUACCGAUACUUACGGAUACAACAAAAUGGCAAAAAUGCUAGUGGGCAGAGUCAUUAUCUAUCUCUGUCAGGCUUGGAGUUGUAUGGCAUUGUGGUGAACGUAUGCGACAACGCGCCGCGGCAGUGCGGCGCAGUAGCGGGCGGUGCGCCAGUGUCGGCGGUGGCUCCGGGGCCUGCGGGGGCGGGCGGAGGUGGAGGCGGCGGCGGGGGCGGGGGCGGGGGCGGGGGCGGAGCCCGCGCUCGGAGAUGGCGAGGGGCGCGCGGACUGUGUGCGGGCGCGCGCGUGGUGCGCGGCCCCGACUGGAAGUGGCGCGACCAGGACGGACCGCAGCCCGCAGCCGGCACCGUCACCUCGGACCUGCACAACGGCUGGGUCGACGUCAGGUGGGAACACGGAGGCAGGAAUUCGUAUCGCAUGGGAGCGGAGGGCAAGUUUGACUUAAAAGUGGUUAGCGGCGGCGAGGGCGGUGGUCGCCACGGCCGUAAGAGCCACUCCACACCCAGUCUCCCUGAUGCCACUGCAGUCGACCAACAGGUAUCAGUGGCAUCGACCGAGCAAGCGUCAUCUGCCGAUAACAUAUCAGGAGAGGAGAUGACCAGCAACAUGUCGCGGCCGCGCAUGCACGCUACAGAUCUCUCGGCCAUCAAUAACUCCAGUCACCAUAUCAACACCGAUCUUGCUACUAUAGUGGAAUCAUUAACCCUAGGCGCAGAAGGCAAUAAUUGUAUAGCUGAUCUGGGUAAUACUUCAUAUACUAACAUGGAAAUGGGUCCAACCAGUAUCACGGAUAUAACAAAACCUUAUCCAGCCAAAGAGCCCGCACCAGAAGGAAAUACCCAGGAGGAAAAUGAGCCACACAAUAGUGACGGCGACGCUGUGAGGAAUAGCGCCAAUGCGCUGCUGUCGAGCGAACUGCUCGCGCUACCGGCCUCUUUGCUUCACACCCUCACCAGUAACACGAACCGCCUUCACAUACAGUGUGAAGAUAGUGAGACUGCUGACGCUCAGUAUAGUGACCAUAAGAAAGAUGGUUCCUCGGGCGGUGGUUCGGGAACUAUGAGUGCUAGUGAACCCGAUUUGACACAACAGGGCGCGGCUCGGCUGCUGGAGUCGCUGGGCGCGGGUCGCGGCUCCGGCAUAGCGGGCGGCGUCGGCGUCGGCCCCCGCGCCACGCACGCCUCCAGCCUGUUCCCCAGCCUCGUCCGUCUAGCCCUGUCAAGUAACUUCCCAGGAGGUUUAUUGUCUGCGGCUCAAAGUUAUCCAUCGUUGGCGCCAAAUGCUCAAAACGCUCUUACAUUAUCGCUUACCUCCACAUCUAGUGAAAGUGAACAGGUAUCUCUGGAGGACUUCCUGGAGUCGUGGCGAACUGGCCCCGCUUUACUCACCGAGCUGGAAGACGACGACGACGCUGACGACGCGCUCGACAGCGACAAAGAGAAUGAACCCACAUAUCAGGAAGUGGUGUCUCGGAACUUGUUGUCACUCAUGGAAGAGGAAGCAUUGGAAGCUGUGAGGAGCGCGAGCGGCGGCGGUAACUCCCGGACUCGGCGACCUUGGGAUGAUGACUUUGUACUCAAACGACAGUUUUCUGCACUUAUUCCUGCUUUCGAUCCGCGGCCAGGCCGAACCAAUCUGAAUCAGACUGUUGAUCUCGAUGUUCCUCUGAACGAUGAAUCAGAGGGUGAGGAAGAGGCGGAACCGGGUGUUAGUGGCAGUAGCGAGACUGGUAGUGGCAAUGGUAAUAGUACGACUAAUGGUAGCGGACGACUGCCGGCGCUGCGUCUAGUAUUGAGCACUGGUAGUGCUUCACUGACGCUGGAGAGGCCUUCGUGGACCUUGUACCGAGCUGUCGUCGCACUCAACGCGCGCCUGCCAGCACACGACACGCAUCGCGACACUACUUACACAUUGACAUACAAGGAAAUAAAAGGAAUGGAGACAUUUGCUUCCUCAAGUGACAGCGAAGAUGAUGAACCAUGUGAUCCUGCUGCGGGCAGUGCGGCGGGUGCGGCGGGUGCGGCGGGUGCGGCGGGUGCGGGGGGUGCGGGCGGUGCGGGGGUCGCGGAGGGCGCCAUGGCGACGUGCUGCGUGCGCGUGCUGCGGCGGCUCCGGGCGGCGGCGCCCGCGCUGCCGGCCGAGCCGUUCCUCUCCACCAAGCUCACCAACAAGCUGCACCAGCAGCUGCAGGAGCCGCUCACGCUCGCCGCCGGCGCCACGCCGCCAUGGUGCCAGCAGCUAAACGACUGGUGUCCAUUCCUGUUCCCGCUGGAGACGCGUCAGAUGUUCUUCGCGUGUACUGCGUUUGGUACAUCACGGACAAUCGUGUGGCUCCAGGCGCAGAGAGACCGCGCCCUCGACAGGCAAAGGAUGGGGAAUACUGUUUCGCCACGUCGAGCUGAUUUAGAAGCUAAUGAGUUCAGAAUGGGAAGACUUCGGCAUGAACGUGUUCGGAUACCCAGGCAACCAAAUUUGCUGCGGUCGGCCAUGCAGGUGAUGCGCGUGCACGCGGGCCGCAAGUCCGUGCUGGAGGUGGAGUUCGCUGGCGAGGAGGGCACGGGGCUCGGCCCCACGCUGGAGUUCUACGCGCUGGUGGGCGGCGAGCUGCAGCGCGCCGACCUCGCCAUGUGGCUGCACGACGCGCCCGCACCCUCCUCGCCGCACGCGCACGCGCCGCACUACCUCGUGCUGCCAGAUGAAAAACCUCCGGGUUAUUAUGUGACACGUGCAGGUGGUUUAUUCCCAGCGCCUCUUCCUCAAGACUCACCUAUCUGUGAUGAAGUUUGCAAAUAUUUCUGGUUCCUAGGAGUAUUCUUAGCCAAGGUCUUACAGGACGGACGGCUCGUAGAUCUCCCUCUUUCAGAGCCGUUUUUACGAAUUAUGUGUGGAGAAGAACUCAGGACUGAACAUUUGGAAGAAAUCGAUCCUAUACGGCAUAGAUUCCUGCAGAGCGUGGUGGCAGCAGCAGAGCGGUACGAGAGUUCGCCCGAGGAAGAGCCCACCGUGGAGGGCGCCACGUUCGAGCAGCUCGCGCUCACCAUGGCGCACGUGGCCGCCCACCCCGACCCAGCCGUCGCCGUGCAGCCGCUCUGCGACGGCGGCGACCACAUCGAGGUGGGGCCACACAACGCGCGAGCGUACGCUGAGGCGUCCGCGCGGUGGAUGGUGCGCGACGGCAUCCGGCGGCAGACGGCGGCCUUCAGGAAUGGGUUCGGUGCCGUGUUCCCGGCGCGGCGACUGCGAGCGUUCUCGCCAAGCGAGCUGCGUCUGCUGGUUUGCGGCGAGCGCGGGCCCGCCUGGACCCGCGACCACCUGCUGCAGUAUACAGAGCCCAAGCUGGGCUACACGCGCGACAGCCCUGGGUUCCUGCGUCUUGUGGAUGUAUUAGUGGAGAUGUCGCUGGUUGAACGGAAAGCUUUCCUACAGUUUGCGACCGGUUGCAGCAGUCUGCCGCCCGGAGGCCUGGCAAAUCUACACCCCAGGCUUACUGUAGUGAGAAAGGUUGAUGCUGGAGACGGGUCGUAUCCAUCGGUAAACACAUGUGUGCAUUACUUGAAACUACCUGAGUAUUCAUGUAAAGAAGUACUACGUGAACGAUUGCUCGCCGCAACGAACGAGCGAGGCUUCCAUCUCAACUAGAUUUAGGCUAUAUUUUAAUAUUAAUAAAUAUGUUAAAACUAUAAAAAAUAGCACUGACUAAUCACAUUUAAUUGGGCAAGAGGUUCAAUGAUCUUAUAGAUGUAAUUGUUUCAUAUUUUGUUAUAAGGAAAUGCCCUUUAUUUAAUUAUAUAAUAAAGUAUAUAUAUAUGAAUAUUAUAUUAUAUUAAUGGAGUCUUUAUAUGAAUAUUGGUUUACGUUAAUUUAAUUUUUCGCUAUAGUGGUUUUGUAUAGGUAUAGGUGAUUCAUAAUUUCCGUUUUGUUUCAUUAUA
Molecule: messenger RNA, 7783 nt
Organism: Achroia grisella
Lineage: Eukaryota; Metazoa; Arthropoda; Insecta; Lepidoptera; Pyralidae
Gene: Ufd4
Product: E3 ubiquitin-protein ligase Ufd4
Exons: 47
Coding region: 195-7493 (2432 amino acids)
Biological process (GO): protein K63-linked ubiquitination; anatomical structure development; proteasome-mediated ubiquitin-dependent protein catabolic process
Cellular component (GO): nuclear speck
Molecular function (GO): protein binding; metal ion binding; ubiquitin protein ligase activity
Source: RefSeq, a predicted model, not a curated record